UCUUUUUCAAUGAGACUUGUAUAAAUAAUUAUCCUCUACUCUCCCACACACGGUGGCGCUCUGAAAACCCUAAAACCAGGUGCCUUCGUCGUCGAAUUGGAUCCCCUAAGGUUCUGAUAAGCACCAAGAGUUUGAUUUCAUGCCAUUUUGCUUGCUAUAAGUGUUUGUGUUUCUCCGAAUCGAAAAAUGAUAGGUUCCAUAUUGACCUUGCCAGCUCCUCCCACCGAUGGAAACCUGGGGCCGCUGCCGCUUACGCAGCUGACGGAAGUGAAGUCCGAAGAGACGGAAUUGAAUGAGGAGCUGGACAGAGCCGAUGCCCCACCGGCUUCAGUUGCGACGCAUACUAGGACGAUCGGUAUCAUACACCCUCCUCCUGAUAUCAGGAGCAUUGUCGACAAGACUUCCCAAUUUGUGGCAAAGAACGGGCCGGACUUUGAGAAGAGGAUUAUAGCUAGUAAUGAGAACAAUCCAAAGUUCAAGUUUUUGAAAUCCUCAGAUCCCUACCAUGCUUAUUAUCAGCACCGCUUGUCCGAGUUUCGUGCGCAAGCUCAGUCCUCGGGGCAGCAGCCUUCUACAGAGGGUGAUGAUUCCGCGGCACCUGAAUCAGCAGUCAUGGCAGCUCCUGCGGCUGAUGGGGAAGAAGGAACACCUAAGCCGGAUCCAUCUGCGCCGUUUAGAGUGGCGCGGAAAGUUCUUGAACCACCAGAGGCUGAGCAGUAUACUGUUAGGCUUCCGGAAGGAAUUACUGGAGAAGAGUUGGAUAUUAUUAAGCUUACGGCCCAAUUUGUAGCUCGAAAUGGGAAAUCGUUUUUGAAUGGAUUGUCAAACAGAGAGAGCAAUAACCCCCAAUUCCAUUUUCUGAAGCCUACUCAUAGUAUGUUCAUGUUUUUCACCUCUCUGGCUGAUGCAUAUUCUAAGGUCCUGAUGCCUCCAAAAGGUUUGACAGAUAAGCUUAAGAAUAGUGUUGCAGACAUGACAACUGUGCUUGAACGCUGUGUGCAUCGGCUUGAGUGGGAGAGAUCUCAGGAGCAGGCAAGGCAGAAGGCUGAAGAUGAGAUAGAACAGGAAAGGAUACAAAUGGCGAUGAUUGAUUGGCAUGAUUUUGUUGUGGUGGAAACAAUCGACUUUGCUGACGAUGAGGAUGAGGAUUUACCUCCUCCAAUGACACUUGAAGAAGUUAUAAGAAGAAGCAAGGUUACAGAUAUUGAAGAAGAUAAUGUUGAGCCUGGAAAGGAGGUGGAAAUGGAAAUGGAUGAAGAAGAAAUGCAGCUUGUUGAAGAGGGUAUGAGGCAAGCAAGACUUGAAGAGAUCAAUGAAAGGAAGAAUGAUAAUAUGGUAACUGAUGAUCCUGAACCGCCGAUGAGAAUUGUGAAGAACUGGAAGAGACCUGAGGAGAGGAUUCCUGCCGAAAGAGAUCCAACAAAGGUUGUCAUUUCCCCGAUUACUGGAGAACUUAUCCCUAUUAAUGAGAUGUCUGAGCACAUGAGGAUAUCCCUCAUUGAUCCAAAAUACAAAGAGCAAAAAGAAAGGAUGUUUGCUAAGAUUAGGGAGACUACUCUUGCUCAGGAUGAUGAAAUCUCAAGGAACAUUGUGGGCCUUGCACGAACUCGUCCGGAUAUUUUUGGUACUACAGAGGAAGAAGUGUCUAAUGCUGUCAAGGCUGAGAUUGAGAAAAAGAAAGAUGAGCAACCAAAGCAGGUCAUAUGGGAUGGUCACACAGGAAGCAUUGGCCGCACAGCGAAUCAAGCCAUGUCACAGAAUAUCAAUGGAGAGGAUCAGAAUGAUGUUAACAAUCUUCCUGGUCCAGCAGCACCUCCUCCAAGGCCUGGUGUGCCUUUGAUUCGUCCUCUUCCCCCACCACCUGGUCUUGCCUUGAACCUUCCUCGUGUACCUCCAAACACAAUCCAGUAUCCUGCUCCAUCUAGUGGUGGCCUCCCAGUACCUCAACUAAGGCCCCCUGUCCAAUAUGCAUCAGUCCGACCACCUGGACCUCCAAUGCCCAUGAAUUCUGGCCAGCAGUCGCUUAUGGUGAAUCGGCCACCUCCUAUGCAUCCGUCAAUGUCUAUGAAUGCUCCCAGUAAUCCUGUACCUCCUCCACCUGGUUCUCAGUAUACACCUAUGCAAGUUCCCCGGCCUUAUAUGCAUCAUCCUGUUCCGCCACCUACAAUGCAAAUGAUGCCUCCACCACCUAUGCCUCAUGGAAUGAUGCCUCCACCACCGCCACCUGAGGAAGCUCCUCCACCGCUUCCAGAGGAACCUGAGCCAAAACGGCAGAAGCUUGAUGACUCCAUGCUUAUUGCAGAAGAUAAGUUUUUAGCUCAGCAUCCGGGGCCUGUUCGUAUCACUGUGUCUGUUCCUAAUGUUGAUGAAGGCAAUCUUAAGGGACAACUUUUGGAGAUCACGGUGCAGUCUUUAUCUGAAACUGUUGGAAGUCUGAAAGAAAAAAUAUCUGGGGAGAUCCAGCUUCCUGCAAACAAACAGAAAUUGAGUGCAAAGCCUGGCUUUCUCAAGGAUAAUUUGUCUCUUGCAUAUUACAAUAUCGGAGCAGGAGAUACACUUGCUCUUUCAUUGAGAGAACGUGGUGGUAGAAAGCGAUGAACAGAUACUUUCACAAGGCUGAUUAAGGUUGUUGCUGGACAUUCUUGCUACAAUGAGAAUAUAUCAUGUUGGACUUUGUUAGUUUAACUUCUUUUGAUGUUAUAUUGCAAAGUUUAUGUCGGCCAUGUAUUAAUAAGAUAAUUUUUUGCACUUAUUAUUUCUGUCUUUCCACUGAUGGUAAGUCUCAUAUUUACUACAGAUCUGAUGUUUCGGCGAAUUUCUAUUGGUGAAAGGGAAGUAUCAGUUCCUUUUGCUUAGCCAGAGCAAGUGAUUUGCUUUUCAUUUAAUUAUUGCUCCUUUUCUUAAUGCAGUUUUUUUUUCCUAUGGAAAGUAUGUGCUCAUAGUGGUAUUAUGAUUUUGAUAUUCCUGGCAGCAUUGGUAUCAGAAUACCUUUAUUUAUUAUGAACUAAUUUCAGUGUUCACUUCCGAUUUGUUGCUGAAAGAUUCUCUCGGUGGAUGUUGGUAUUUUAGGUCUUUUUCUUACAUUUAGUUUCAUGUUAUUUAGUGAGUUUAACUGGACCUUGAGCAAAACACAUUCCACAAACCCAUGUAUUCUUAUUCUUAGUUAUCACUGAAACAGCCGGUGGCAAAGCAUUGGCCGGUAGAGUUGGUGUUUUCUGAUUAUGAUUGUUAACUACAGGUUUGGACUAUGGUAUGUGGAACAGUUAGAUGUGUAUACUUUAUGCAUCUAAACCAGCCUGGAUUUGGACCACUGGGUUUGAUUGCAACACCAUGUUAAAGGAACAAGCAGGAUUAUUUAUUAAAUUUUUUCUAGGAUUAUUACAGCAGCCUGAGAUAGUAACUAUAUGAAGACAAUCUGUGUUAAGCUAGCUAUUGAGUUUGAAUAUUUUUCAACUGUUUCAGACCCACUGUUGUGUUCUACCCUUAUAUUUGUUUAGGAUUGCCAGAUAAGAUUUUAAUGAUAGAGAAUGUUGCCCUUAGGGGUUUGUGGAUGAAUUGGUCCAGUUGGCUUAACAAGUCACUUACCUGUGAGGGUGGCAAUAUAGUUUGUCUUU
Messenger RNA from Argentina anserina (silverweed cinquefoil), 3614 nucleotides. Its product is annotated as probable splicing factor 3A subunit 1. The record is from RefSeq and is a predicted model, not a curated record. Lineage: Eukaryota; Viridiplantae; Streptophyta; Magnoliopsida; Rosales; Rosaceae. Gene Ontology annotation, cellular component: catalytic step 2 spliceosome; U2-type prespliceosome; U2 snRNP. The transcript has 4 exons. Gene Ontology annotation, molecular function: RNA binding; protein binding. Gene Ontology annotation, biological process: regulation of alternative mRNA splicing, via spliceosome; mRNA cis splicing, via spliceosome. Bases 187 to 2598 code for a protein of 803 amino acids.